AUUAGACUCUCGUUUCCCCUCAUGAUUUUGACCAGUUGACUACCUAGCUUGUUUUACCCCAUUAGUUGGGGGCCUGCCCUCAAUCUGGACUGGGCAGGAUCAUGGAGUGGGUACGUAUUUUGGAUUGGGAUUUUGGCAACCGCCAUCUAGGUAACUUAUGUUCUCCCAGGUCGUAGCAUUUCCACAAGAUGACUCCCGUCUCCUUCUGGGAACCUGGGGAACGAAGUCGGAGAACAGGGUCGGGGUGCUGUUCCCUUCCCCGCACGAUUCAAGUGCCGAAUAUCUGGUCUAGUGCAGGAGGUCCACAUGCCCUAGUUCAUUCUCUCGCCCUCUUGCCCACAUGUGCAAGGGGGAAUCCAACCGAGUGCACAACUCGGGACGUAAAACGGCAAAGAUGGCAGGUCCGCCAGAAGCCACGGACCGCCACCCCGUCGUCAUCAUAGGCGGCGGGCCAGUCGGCCUCUCGGCUAGCAUCCUGCUCUCCCUCCGCGGCAUCCCGCACGCCCUCUUCGAGCGCCACCGGGGCACCUCGAUCCACCCCAAGGCGUGCGGCAUUAACCAGCGGACGACCGAGAUCUUCCGCGCCAUGGGUGGCGGCCUGGCCGCCGUGCGCGCCGCCGCCGCCCCGGACGACGUCAAGGGCCGCACCGCCUGGUGGACGGCUCUCGGCCCGGGCGGCAGGGAGAUCUUUCCCCGCGACGCAUGGGGCGGUGGCGCUUACGCGGACGAGUAUGCCGCGCAUGGCCCUACGAGGUACGAGGUCAUGCCGCAGAACCGGCUGGAGCCCCUGCUGGUGCGGAGGGCGCGGGAGCUGAACCCGGCGGCGUUGAGGUUUGGGGUCGAGGUCACGGACCUUGUCGUCGACGAGGCGGAUGGUGGUGGGGUCCGGGUGAAGGUGAGGUCAAGCAGGGGCGAGGAGAGUGAGGUGCUCGCCCGGUUCGUGAUCGCCGCCGAUGGCGGGAGGAGCGUCACGGACAAGCUUGGCGUGCCAUGGAUCGGUGAGAGGGACGUUAUGGAUAUGGUGUCGGUGCACUUCCGUUCGCCGCUCAGGUCGCGACACCCGGAUCCGCGCAACUUCAUCAUCUGGUUCACUCACCCGGACCAGGGAGGUAGUGUCAGGACCGGGUACCUUUACCAGAUCGGCCCCUGGCCGUUCGACAGUCCGGAGGCACGAGACAGCGAGGAGUGGGUAUUUUCUUGUGCGCCGACGGCAUCGGACCCGAGCAAAUUCCAUCGGCUGGUUUUACCCCUCGGUAGAUGCAGACGGCGAAGGGGUUCGAGACAACCAUGGUGGGCAGUUAUUGGGCAACGGCGAGCUCGUCACCGAGUUUUUCAAGCCGUCCACCAUCCCGGGCCAUCACAUUCCACACUUGUGGAUGUCCCAAGGCAGGGCAGACCGUUGCGAUCCGCGAUUUGAUUCCGUUGAACAAAUUCUUGCUGUUGGCAGAUACUAGCAGCGCAUGGGAGUUUCUCGAAAGUGAUCUCGUCCAUGUUGAAUUGGUAGGCGAAAAUGGCUGGACAGAUGCUUCUGGAGAAUGGAAAGGAUUCAUCAGCGCAAAGGCCGCCAUCCUGGUCAGGCCCGAUGGGAUCAUCGCGUGGAGAGACAGCUGGGACCAAGGGCUCGCGGAGAAGUGGUCAGGUAUACUCGAUCGCGCACUCUAUGCGACCUCAUGAGCUGGCCUGCAACUGCAGGGUAGACGUAAGAUUGGUGAUUGAUCGCCAACCCAUACCACCUAGCCACGGUCCAUUCUCGUCAGUACUCCCACGAAGGGACCAGGGGACUGCAUUGAAAAUACAUGAGUAUAUAUGAGCCACUAGCCAAAAUGAAUCCCACCAACUUGCCG
Phialemonium atrogriseum is the source of this 1844-nucleotide messenger RNA. RefSeq names its product FAD binding domain-containing protein. Gene Ontology annotation, molecular function: oxidoreductase activity; FAD binding. The transcript has a single exon. The coding region runs from base 341 to 1417 and encodes 358 amino acids. The record is from RefSeq and is a predicted model, not a curated record. NCBI's taxonomy places the organism in Eukaryota, Fungi, Ascomycota, Sordariomycetes, Cephalothecales, Cephalothecaceae.